AAGCCAUACCCAAACCCAAGGGAAUCGAAGACCUUGUUCUUCAACGACGAAAACACAACCUCCAUAGAAACUUUUAUAAACACUUUGUCUAUUUAAUCAACAGAAAAGUCAACUGGUAGGCAUACCCAUAUUUAUCCUCAUAUCAUUGAACACUUUGGUAAUACUGCAGGUUGUCAGUUUUAGGGAUUUAAGGAUUAUCUAAAAUUGAUGUUAAUUACUAGAGGAGUACUUACUUUUUAUGGAUAACUUAUGCUGCUUCAGUUCUGCCAAUUCUCAGCUUGCAGGAGGACGGUCAUCAGGUGGCAAAGGCAGAAGCCAUCAAGGGCCUGCCAAGUAUGGGUUCACCCUGGUUAAGGGGAAAGCAAAUCAUCCAAUGGAGGAUUAUCAUGUUGCUAAAUUCAUGCAGUUGCGCAAAGGGGAACUAGGACUUUUUGCUAUUUAUGAUGGGCAUUCAGGAGACGAUGUGGCUACCUAUUUACAGAAGCAUUUGUUCUCCAAUAUCUUAAAGGAGGAGGAAUUUUGGACCGACCCUCUGAACUCAAUCUUACAAGCUUAUGAGAGAACAGAUCAGGCUAUUCUCUCACAUACUCCUGAUCUAGGACAAGGAGGGUCGACUGCAGUGACUGCAAUACUUAUAAAUGGGCGAAAGUUAUGGAUAGCAAAUGUUGGAGAUUCCAGAGCAGUGCUUUCAAAGAGGGGGAAGGCGAUACAAAUGAGCAUUGAUCAUGAACCACACACAGAGCGGGGAAGCAUUGAGAACAAAGGUGGCUUUGUCACAAAAAUGCCAGGAGAUGUUGCUAGAGUGAAUGGUCAACUAGCUGUAUCUCGCGCUUUUGGAGACAAGAACCUGAAAUCACACCUGCGCUCUGAUCCUGAUGUAAGAACCAUCGAUGUUGAUGGAGACACAGAUCUUCUCAUCCUUGCAAGUGAUGGCCUAUGGAAGGUAAUGUCUAAUCAAGAGGCAGUUGACAUCGCGAAGAAGGUUAAGGACCCACAGAAGGCAUCCAAGCAAUUAGCCAUCGAAGCGUUAACUAGAGAAAGUAAAGAUGAUAUCUCAUGCAUCGUUGUCCGAUUUAAGGGGUAAGUGUGCAGAAGUUAAAACACUAUAGUUAAUAGAGGGGUAUUUGUAAGAAUGAGAUGCAACUCCUAGAUUCAUAGAAGCUUGAAAUCUCCAGAAUCCAGCAUAAGUAUUUGUAUUUAUACAUACGAUCCCUCGCCCCUUGUUUGUAAUUUUCAAGUUGUUCAUUCAGCUUGUGUGGUAAUUAUCUGUUGAUUUUUUUCUACUUGGUAGAUUAGAUUCUUGAGGAUUGAAUUUUGUGUUAUUUGCAUAAAGACUUGCAUUUUGUAAGCAAAACGGUUCUUGGUGUAAUCAUGAUAAUGGUCAAGGCAAACCUAUACUGUA
This is a messenger RNA of Solanum verrucosum, 1402 nucleotides long. RefSeq names its product probable protein phosphatase 2C 10. Gene Ontology annotation, molecular function: protein serine/threonine phosphatase activity. Gene Ontology annotation, biological process: protein dephosphorylation. NCBI's taxonomy places the organism in Eukaryota, Viridiplantae, Streptophyta, Magnoliopsida, Solanales, Solanaceae. The transcript is spliced from 6 exons. Bases 239 to 1084 code for a protein of 281 amino acids. Gene Ontology annotation, cellular component: cytosol; nucleus. The record is from RefSeq and is a predicted model, not a curated record.